Spodoptera exigua (beet armyworm) is the source of this 2676-nucleotide messenger RNA. The record is from the annotation of a GenBank genome assembly. Lineage: Eukaryota; Metazoa; Arthropoda; Insecta; Lepidoptera; Noctuidae.
CUUUAUCUGUCAAUGUGACAUUUAAAAAUUGUAUCAUGUUCCGUCGUGUUUCUUUGUAAACAGUGGAAAGAAAAUAGUUUAAAAUCUAAUUCAAGUACAACUUAUUAAUAUAAUAGAUAAUAAUAGAUCGGCAAAAUGGCUACAAGUCAACCCAAGCCUGAAGCAAUGGAAGAGGAUUCUAAAAAGCCGAUAUGUUUGAUUAUUUUAGGUAUGGCGGGUGCUGGAAAAACAUCAUUUACUCGGCGGCUAGCUGGGAAAGUCGUAGAUGGCUCCAGACCUUACCUGAUCAACUUGGAUCCGGCGUGUAGAGAAGUGCCGUAUCCUGCCAAUAUUGAUAUUAGAGAUACUGUAAACUACAAAGAAGUGAUGAAGCAGUAUGGGCUGGGUCCCAACGGAGGCAUUGUAACGGCCCUCAAUUUGUUUUCAACAAAGUUUGGCCAAGUUGUAGAUCUGAUUGAGAAGGCUGGCAAGAAACAUAAGUACUGUAUUAUUGAUACACCAGGUCAAAUAGAGGUAUUCACAUGGUCAGCUUCCGGCACUAUAGUGACUGAAGCUCUAGCAUCAUCUUGUCCCACCGUAGUUGUGUAUGUCAUGGACACAGUCCGCAGUGUCUCACCCGUGACAUUCAUGUCCAAUAUGCUGUAUGCUUGCUCCAUAUUAUACAAGACUAGACUGCCUUUCAUUGUAGUUAUGAAUAAGACAGAUGUAGUAGACAAUUCAUAUGCAGUGGAAUGGAUGCGGGACUUUGAGGCAUUCCAAGAGGCUUUAGAUGCUGAGGGCGAGGGUGAGACAGAAGGAGGGAACACUUACAUUGGCAACUUGACCAGGUCCAUGGCACUUGCACUCGAUACAUUCUACUCGGACUUGAGGUGCUGCGGUGUUAGCGCACAUACUGGUGAUGGUUUGGAUGAGUUCUUUAAACUAGUGGAUGAUGCUGCAGAGGAAUAUGAAAGGGAUUAUAAAGCGGACUGGCUAAAGAUGCGGGCGGAAAAAUUAGAAGAAGAAAAACGAAAGGCAGAGGAGUUAAAGAAUAAAGGUCCAGAUGACACAGUGAUAGACAAGAAAAAGCUAAUCGAGGAGGUGUCGGGAGGUCGUGAGAUCAGUGACAUGUACCUUAAACACCCGGCCAAUGAGAGCUCCAGUGAUGAGGAGGGCACGGAGAAUGAACCUGAGAUAGAUGACAAGCCAGCUGAUGUUGCGAUGUUCAACGAUUUCAUUAGGAAACACGUGAAGCCUAAUAAUACUGGCAAUGAUACAUAAAGUUGUUUAUUUUUAUAUUAAAAAAUCUGUAAAUAUAGUUAAGAAUACUUUUAUACAUAAGUAAUUCCAGUUUACUGUUUUAAAAUUAAUAAAAGAUAUUUUUUCUUAAUAAAGUCGUUUUUAUUCAAACACAAUGUAAGUGGUAACACAACAGUGCCAAAAUGUUGCAAUACAUAAGAAAAAAUACAUUGCGAGAGCAAAAAAGUCUAAAAAUAUUGAAAGAAUAUGUGCAAAUCUAAUCGAAUUAAAAAUAUUUCACAAAAUAUUAAAGCUAUGGAAUUCGCCUAAAGAUAAAAUCAGAAUAAUUUAUAUCCGUCAUAUACUUAACACUAUUAAGCACAAUUUUGAAAACAAUGAAAUAACAAUCUCAUUUAAAGCAGCCUCCAGACACAUGAACUUCACAAUAACAUCUAUAAAAUAAAUAAGACGAAUACAAACUGAAUAAAUACCUACUUAAGUAACAUUUAUAAUUAAUAGUGAGACAAUAAUUAAAUUCACAUUAUGAAUUUGCAUUUUCUGGCUAUUAUAAUUUUAGCACAAAAUCGUUAUAUGAAAGAACCCCAAUAAUAAAACAUUAACUCGUUGACUACAGCCGACAAACCAAAUAUUCUCUUUGACGUUUUCUGGUCGGCUACGCUCGACAUUAGUGAAAUAGCCUAUUUUUCGUUUGUCGUCUAUAGCCGAACAUGGCAGUCAAAAGGUUUAACAUUUACGUAUUAACAGUGACCUAGAAAUGUUUAAAGCAGACGUUUUUGUAGGACCGAAUUGCAUACACAAAACUACACAACUAGAUUCUGAUUGACAAUUUAUAUUGUGACGAAGAGUAAAAGAUGGUAAUACGAAAUUGUGCAGUCAUAUUUCGUCGUAAUGGUUAUAAUGCUAUGUAGAAUUUGAAAGCCUGCCAUGUAAAUUGAAUUCGAACAAACAGAAGUCAAUAAUUUAAGUACAUGAUUACUAUCCUUUUUUAAGAUUUAUUUAAGGAACGAAUAACAAUGCAAUUAUUCUAACAUCACAGUUAUUAAAAUUCUAUUAUAGUAUGAGUUAAUAUAACCUAUAGGUACGAUCAAGGAAUAGAAAAUACAGGGUACGAUAAUUAGGCGUCUUCCUAUAUUUUUGUACCUAAGUUCUUUGAUAUACAUAUUUUGGUAGUAGGUACUACAGUUGUAGUCAACUCGUACAAAUCACUGGUUUUGAUAAAAUUAUGUGAAAAUGAAUCUAAAUUAAAUUUACAACACAGAAUUUUCAAUUUGCAGGUACGUUUUAUGUAUAUAGCAGAAGAUUCAUGCCAGAUGCAUUAUUUAGUACAAUGUUUUGAAGUUAUGACACGCUGAUAAGUUGAGCUACGAAAAUAAACUAUUUUACGUGAUAAGGCCCGUUGAGCUAAAUAUAUGAAUAGUGAUGUAACGAAUGUCAUUU